UUGUAGAUGUCUGCGAAAUGGUACAGUCAAUAUUACACGCGAUGCCUGGAAAAGGGCAAGCAACUACUCGUGGAAAUAACUGUAAUCAAUUUGCAUUAACGUUAUGUUGUCUCGGAAAAAAGGGUCGACGAUUAUCGAAAAAGUGGAUCGAACAUAUAGAAAAACAAAAAGAACUCAAUGAAUAG
Racocetra persica is the source of this 185-nucleotide messenger RNA. The record is from the annotation of a GenBank genome assembly. Lineage: Eukaryota; Fungi; Glomeromycota; Glomeromycetes; Diversisporales; Gigasporaceae.